AUGCGGUUGUCUUGGGCCUGGAGGGUGGUGUCGCCCUUGGUGGACAAUCAUCUCGCGGCAGAGGGUGGAGACCCCGAGGCUGCAGAUAGCGACAAUCGUCUGCAAAGCUCCCUAGAAACAGCGCAAGAAAACCCGUCGGCAGCUAUGAACCCAACCGCCGACGAAGCAAGCGUGCCCGAUGGCUUAGAUGAAAUGCUCGCAGAACCGUUUCUACAAUUCUCCGCGGACGAGUUCGACAUGCUGUUCGAACCUCUUCAAUCGACGUCCCCUUUCGACCCCUCUUCUGUACCUCAAAGGGCUCUCCGCGCCUUCUCUGCCCUUCCAUACGAUUCGUCCUUAUCCGCACCAGGUGUCAAUCCUCUUUGCCCUGUUGAAUCCCUUCUCCCGAGCUCCAGCCAGCCCGAUAGCCGGACCACAUAA
Messenger RNA from Venustampulla echinocandica, 420 nucleotides. RefSeq lists its product as uncharacterized. The record is from RefSeq and is a predicted model, not a curated record. Bases 1 to 420 code for a protein of 139 amino acids. The transcript has 2 exons. NCBI's taxonomy places the organism in Eukaryota, Fungi, Ascomycota, Leotiomycetes, Helotiales, Pleuroascaceae.